Coregonus sp. 'balchen' is the source of this 2038-nucleotide messenger RNA. Lineage: Eukaryota; Metazoa; Chordata; Actinopteri; Salmoniformes; Salmonidae. The record is from the annotation of a GenBank genome assembly.
AUGACAAGGGAAAAGACACAUUCUAAGAGGAAAAGCACAUUUUUACCACCCAAAAGAAAUCCCUCUCUUGAAACAUAUUGCUGCCUAGUUGAGAAAGAUGUACAUCAUCUCCUGGCUAAGAAACAAGAAUACAAGGUAUUCCACAAUAUGUGCAAAGCAGAGAAAUAAUCUCUUAUUGAACUCAAAAAUGACUCCAGUAUCAUUAUAAAACCUGCUGACAAAGGAGGUGCAAUAGUGAUACAAAAUGCUGCAGACUAUGUAAAGACAAUUCUGAGACAACUUAGUGAAGAUGAAUUUUACAAAGGACUCCCUAAGGACCCUACUAAUCAAUUCAAGUCUCUGAUCCAUGAUAAAUUGUCAAAAUUUUUGAAUGAAGGGGAAAUUACAAAGACAGAAUAUGAGUAUAUGAAAGUUGACUGCCCAACCAAACCUGUCAUAUACGCUCUCCCCAAAAUUCACAAGAGCAUGAAGCCACCUAGACCAGGCAAGCCCAUUGUGAGUAGUAAUGGAUCUCAUUUUGUGAAACCCUGGGCGAUCUCUCUCCCCACGUAUACCAGAGACUCUAUUGAUUUUAUGAAUCUUUUGAAAUCUGUGGACCAUAUCCAUGAAAAUUCUAUUCUGUGUAUGUUUGAUGUUGCCAGUCUAUAUACUAACAUCCCCCAUCAGGGCGGCCUAGAGGCCCUCAAGUUCUCCCUCAGUGAACGUCCCCCUAAUGCUCUUCCCAGCACAAGUUGUAUUGUGGACUUGGCUGAACUGGUACUAACCUCAACUAUUUUCUCUUCAGAGGAUACUUUUUCUUCCAGACCAAAGGGACAGCGAUGGGGAGCACUAUUGCUCCUAAUUAGGCUAAUGCACAGUGUUGCUUCCGUCCCUCUCCUCGCCCCAACCUGGGCUUGAACCAGGAACCCUCUGCACACAUCGACAACAGUCACCCUUGAAGCACCAUUACCCGUCGCUCCACAAAAGCCACAGCCCUUGCAGAGCAAGGGAUACAACUACUUCAAGGUCUCAGAGCGAGUGACGUCACCGAUUGAAACACUACUAGCGCGCACCGCUAACUAGCUAGCCAUGUCACACCGGUUACACAAACCUAUAUCUAGGAAUGUUUGAAAAACAGGUUAUGCUGAAUCCAGACCUUAAACCCUUUCUCUCCAAUAUUCUCCUAAUUCAGAGAUAUUUGGAUGACAUUUUCGUGAUCUAUACAGGGACCCAGGAAGAACUCUUGGAAUUCCAUGCCUAUCUAAACUAUAUGAAUAAGCACCUUCGUUUCACCAUUAACUAUGACCUAUCACAAAUCAGUUCUUGAUGUGAUGGUUAUUAAGGACAAAACCUCCCUCUCUACAGAUCUCUAUAGGAAACCUCCUGAGUGGCGCAGUGGUCUAAGGCACUGCAUCGCAGUGCUAACUGUGCCACUAGAGAUCCUGGUUCGAAUCCAGGCUCUGUCGCAGCCGGCCGCGACCGGGAGACUCAUGGGCGGCGCACAAUUGGCCCAGCGUCGUCCAGGGUAGGGGAGGGAAUGGCCGGCAGGGAUGUAGCUCAGUUGAUAGAGCAUGGUGUUUGCAACGCCAGGGUUGUGGGUUCGAUUCCCAUGGGGGGCCAGUAUAAAAAAUAUAUAUAUAUGUAUUCACUAACUGUAAGUCGCUAAAUGACUAAAAUGUAAAAAAAUGAAACCUACAGACAGGAACACCCUCCUUAGAGGUGACAGCUAAAUCCACGUCCACUUAUUAAAAGUCUCCCUAUAAGUCAAUUCAGUCGCAUCAGAAGAAUAUGCAGCUCUGAUGCUUCUUACCAGAAAAAGACCACGAACCUCACACAAAGGUUUAAGGAAAGGGGGUACAAAGACAAUUGGGUAAAACAUGCCAAUGAUCGUUUUGAAGGGCUAACACAGUUGGAAAGCCUUCAACCAAAAGUUAAAGAAAAAGCAGAACAUGUCCCCUCAUGCUUCACCCAAUACUCACCAUUGGGGAAGGCAUUUAAGGACAUUAUCAGGAAGCACUGGUACAUUAUUGAUACUGACCCACAAUUGAAACCCAUCUGA